UGCAGCGUGCUUUUCUUUCUUAUGCUAAUGCUGGUCUGACAUCAGCAGUGAGAUCAAAGCAGGGCAGGGGUACUUUAGAGCAGAGUCUGCCCCCACUCAGACUCACUCACUCCAACCUCUCUCUGUCCCACUCACACACUCACACACACACUCACCGACACCGCUCUGAUACACACCAUGCGUACCUGUCCGGAGCUAUUCUACCACCCCAUGCUGGAUUUUACUCCUGCGUCCGGCUGAUACCGACUCGGACAGACUCUGAAAGGAUAUUCCGACCUGCGGACAUUAGAAGAUUUUUCUUCCUUGUGUUGUGUUGUUGAACACUGAGAGCUGAGCGCCGCAAAGGGUUUAGAGGAGAAGACCGUGCCAUGAGAGUUGACUUUUGAGUCUAAGCCAAGAAGCCCAACAGCCCUUUGUAUUUGUGUCCUGUGUGAACUGGAGCCACUGUCCAACCAUGAGGAGCAGCUCUCAUGUCCUGCCUCUUGGUGUGCUCACGGCUCUGCUGCUGUCUCAGGUCUGCUCCGGCAUCAAAUGGCUAGCGCUAUCACACACUCCUGCAUCUUUACACAUCAACCAUACCCAACACUGUAAGCUGCUGCCCGGCAUGGUGUCCUCCCAAGCUCAGCUGUGCCGCAGCAACCUGGAGCUCAUGCAAACCAUUAUCCAAGCUGCCCGCGAAGUCAAGAAAACAUGCCAGAAGACCUUUUCUGAUAUGCGCUGGAACUGCUCCUCCAUUGACAUCCCAGUUGAUGCCCCGAAGUAUCGGCCAGACCUCGACCGAGGAACGAGAGAGGCAGCGUUUGUCUACGCCUUGUCCGCAGCAACCAUCAGCCACACCAUAGCACGGGCGUGCACCUCUGGAGAUUUGCGGAUCUGCUCGUGUGGUCCUAUUCCUGCGGAGAUCCUAGAGCCCGGCUAUCGCUGGGGUGGCUGCGCUGACAACCUGCAUUACGGUUUGAUGAUGGGCACAAAGUUUUCUGACGCUCCCAUGAAGAUGAAGCGUGCGGGUUCCCAUGCCAACAAACUGAUGCACCUACACAACAGUGAAGUCGGGAGACAAGUAUUGAAAGAGGCGCUGGUGAUGAAGUGUAAAUGUCAUGGUGUGUCCGGCUCCUGCUCUAUAAGGACCUGCUGGAGAGGCCUACAAGACCUGAGGGAGAUUGCCAUGGACCUGAAGACAAAGUACCUGUCUGCCACCAAAGUGGUUCACCGGCCCACAGGGACACGCAAGCAGCUGGUACCCAAAGACAUUGACAUCAGGCCGGUGAGGGAGAACGAGCUUGUCUACCUGCAGAGCUCCCCAGACUUCUGUAGCAAGAAUGACAAACAGGGCUCUGUUGGCACACAGGACAGGCAGUGCAACAAAACCUCCCUCGGCAGUGACAGCUGUGACCUGAUGUGCUGCGGCCGUGGCUACAACCCGUACACAGAGAAGCUAGUGGAGCGCUGCCACUGCAAGUACCACUGGUGCUGCUACGUAACCUGCAAGAAGUGUGAGCGGAUUGUGGAGAGAUACGUCUGUAAAUGAGUCUGUGCCGACGACGGCAGUCCCCACCAGCAGUCCUCUACUCGUACCCAGCCAUCCGAGGCUACAGAUUAACCAAAGCACUACAGUACCAAGAAGGCUUACUUUUGUCUUAAGCUUUAGCAUGUGUAUCUCAAGGAGAAAAUGGUCUAUUCUUGUGUCAGUAUCAUUUUUGUAUCAAAUCUCCACACUGCCAAUUGGGCUUCUCAGCUUUUUCGCUUCAGAAACAUGGAUGUGGAGAGUGUGGCGACAGCGCCGGUUUACGUGAAGACCGCCGUCCUCCUGGGUGUUUCCUUUUUCUUGUUAAUGAUUAUAAAUCCCCCUAACAGGGAUACUGAAAGUCUAUUUUAUUAUAUCUCUAGUAAAAAAGAAAUAAUAUUGGAUUUUAUGCUGGAGGAGAGGGACAGAGACAUACGGUUGGCUUCAUUCCAUGGAAAUCGAAUGGUUCUGAUGGAUCCAUGUGGUACUUUUCUAGGUACUGUUUUUCCUCUGCGGUGAUGGACAAUAGAGGAGAAGGGAACACAAAGGGAAUUUCAAGUACUUUUCAACCAUGGAACAUUUUUGUGGAUGACGUUUUGACUCUCACUAACAUGUCCUGUGUGGAUCUUGACAUAUCCUGCAUCCCUGUGGAUUGAGAGAAGAGCAUUAAGGACUUUGUAAAUUGGUGCAUUAUCUCCUUUAUGUCUGAUAUGCAGUUCAAAAUAUAUUCUAUUUUUCAUGAGCUAUUUUUAAUGAGCUGAACUCAUGGAUUUUGUAAACCACUUUUGUGUGGAUGUACAUACUGUUAUUUUGUAUACUGAAAUAAAGAAAGAAGUAUUUAUAAAAUAAUUAAAUGAUCUUCACCAUCAUCUUUACAUGAAAAUUGCAUGUCUUUCUCUAUGAACUGCACUUCUAAUGAUACACUGUGUAGCUCAUUUUACAAAAUAUUGGCAAAGACAAACUCAUAACCUCCAAGCCUAAUUAUUUUUAAACUAGCAACAUUUACUGUAAUUCACUGCAAAUCCAAGUGUUAUAAAAUAACAGUUUACCACAA
Molecule: messenger RNA, 2558 nt
Organism: Dicentrarchus labrax (European seabass)
Lineage: Eukaryota; Metazoa; Chordata; Actinopteri; Moronidae
Gene: wnt11
Product: wingless-type MMTV integration site family, member 11
Exons: 6
Coding region: 455-1528 (357 amino acids)
Biological process (GO): neuron differentiation; multicellular organism development; cell fate commitment
Cellular component (GO): extracellular region
Molecular function (GO): cytokine activity; frizzled binding
Source: RefSeq, a predicted model, not a curated record